Panthera uncia (snow leopard) is the source of this 3552-nucleotide messenger RNA. It is a transcript of the gene PACC1, whose product is annotated as proton activated chloride channel 1. Gene Ontology annotation, cellular component: cell surface. Lineage: Eukaryota; Metazoa; Chordata; Mammalia; Carnivora; Felidae. The transcript is spliced from 8 exons. The record is from RefSeq and is a predicted model, not a curated record. The coding region runs from base 146 to 1198 and encodes 350 amino acids.
CGCCCCGCCUGGUCUCCGGGCCGCACCUCCGAACCGGUUUCGCCUGGCAGAGCCGGCUGCUUCAGGCGCCCUGGACGCGGUGCUCGCCUCGCGGCUUCUCCCGCGCUGUGGCGGUGCCAGGUGUGGCUUAGCUCGGGUCAGUGCCAUGAUCCGGCAGGAGCUCUCCACAUCCUACCAGGAGCUGAGUGAGGAGUUGGAUCAGGUGGUUGAGAACUCAGAGCGGGCAGACGAGCAAGAAAAGGAGGCAGACGGAGUACAAGGUCCAGGAAUCUUACCAGCCCUGGACAGCGAGUCUGCCUCUAGCAGCAUCCGCUUCAGCAAGGCCUGCCUGAAGAACGUCUUCUCCGUCCUGCUCAUCUUCAUCUACCUGCUGCUCAUGGCAGUGGCUGUCUUCCUGGUCUACCAGACCAUCACAGACUUCCGCGAGAAACUCAAGCACCCUGUCAUGUCGGUGUCUUACAAGGAGGUGGAUCGCUAUGACGCCCCAGGUAUUGCUCUGUACCCCGGUCAGGCCCAGUUGCUCAGCUGUAAGCACCACUACGAGGUCAUCCCGCCCCUGAGGAGCCCUGGCCAGCCUGGGGACAUGAACUGCACCACCCAGAGGAUCAACUACACAGACCCUUUCUCCAACCAGACUCUGAAAUCCGCCCUGAUCGUGCAGGGGCCCCGGGAAGUGAAGAAGCGGGAGCUGGUCUUCCUCCAGUUCCGCCUGAAUGAGAGUAGCGAGGACUUCAGUGCCAUCGAUUACCUCCUCUUCUCGUCUUUCCAGGAGUUCCUGCAAAGCCCAGACAGGGUGGGCUUCAUGCAGUCCUGCGAGAGCGCCUAUUCCAGCUGGAAGUUCUCUGGCGGCUUCCGCACCUGGGUCAAGAUGUCCCUGGUGAAGACCAAGGAGGAGGAUGGGCGGGAAGCAGUGGAGUUCCGGCAGGAGACGAGUGUGGUUAACUACAUUGACCAGAGGCCGGCCGCCGAAAAAAGCGCUCAGUUGUUUUUUGUGGUCUUUGAAUGGAAAGAUCCUUUCAUCCAGAAAGUCCAAGAUAUAAUCACCGCCAAUCCUUGGAACACAAUCGCCCUGCUCUGUGGGGCCUUCUUGGCGUUAUUUAAAGCAGCGGAGUUUGCCAAGCUGAGUGUGAAAUGGAUGAUCAAGAUCAGAAAGAGGUACCUUAAAAAAAGAGGUCAGGCGGCGAACCACAUAAGCUGAAGUGGCCUUGUGUUCGCAGAACUGCUCACAGCAACGGAAGUUCUGGUCACUUCCGCGCGGAGAAACGAGCCGCCGGCAAUCCUGUGCUCACUUGAAACGGGCCUUGCUGGGAGGAACAGCCUGCCAGCCUGCAGCUUCUAACCUGGCCCCAAAAGAGGAUGUUUAAAGCCUGAUGGAACAGAUCCAGUGGGUAACCUAAAACUUAUUUAAGUAUUUAAAUUAUUAAUGAACAGAUGACGAGGGAUUGUGGAAGAUGGAAUUAGAUCUGUAUCAAGUUUUCUGAAGGUUUGUGGAAGUUGCCUUUCUUCUUACUUGGUUUGGUGCACAGUUAAGCUCUAAUGGGGUAAUGAAGGCUCUACUUUUUACUCUAGCUUCCCCUUCUGCCCUAGUUUUCUAAAGUGGACAGAAGAGUGUGAUUUUUUUUUUUCCCCAAAUCCUGACUCUGCAGAUGUACAGGUUAUGCUUUGAAACCUCUGCACCCUGUACCCAAAGGCGAGAACCCCGUCGUCUCUGACGUCAUCUGCCAGUUACAUCAUCUGGCCUCUUGGCAUGCUUUCUCAUUUGUUAAAUAAGAAAUGGGACUUUUUUGUAAAGCUACUAGAAACCAGGAAUACGAUUUCUUGUGGACUGACUAGCCACCUACCUGUCUGGCUAGAAUAUUUGUUGAUGGAGGUGUAAGAGUGCAGAGUCAUUAACAUGCAAAAGCACUGGGACAUAUGUACAUAGGUGCCUACUCAAUGUAUCUUGAUGAUUUUAUUAACAGGUAAAUAAAAGUUAGGUUAAUGCAAAAGGAGUCAGUGUGCCAGUAUGAAUACCUGCUAAAUCAGUAGGCACCGGUACACUUUCAUUCUGUGACCAAAUGGCAGCGUGAGCUCGGACUCCCAAGAUGGAGGGAUCUGGACUCCCGAGGUAGGUCAUGAAUGCGUCCAAGGAAGGGUCGGGGUGGGGUGUGGCGAUGGAUGGCAGGCAGGCAGUCAGGAAGAGUGACAGAGCUAGCUCGUCCUGUCCUGUAAAAGCAGCUGAGAAAGGGGUACUCAGUGUGACCCCCAAAGCCUUCAGCUUAGCUUUUGACAAAGAUGAGUACUGAAGUAUUUUUCACAUCGGCCGAUUUAAGGUUUUGAGAAUUGUCUGCAGAGUUUCAAAUUACUUACAUGCCCCUUUGCUCCAAAGAGGACUUGGUAACACUGGAUUUCAUAACCUGGCUUUAGGUAGUUUAAAGAGGCAUUAUUAAAGGUAAACUUGUGCCAAGAAAUAUUCCCUGGUACUUUGCGAUGCCAGAGAAGCAUGCACAUUCAUGCUAGCCUAGAUCUCGUCUCUGUGCAGUCUUUUUGUGAGGCAAAUGCGAAGCCAGGCAGAGAAGCUUACAUUAACAACGUUGGAAAACGUGUGUGUGUGUGUUCUGUCUCUAAAGGUGACACCACUUUAGUAAUACUUCAAUAUCUAAUAAAAUUAGCUCAAAUAAACACACUAAAACUGCAUUUCCUGUAUUGUGGAAAGUUGAGAGACCUCUUAAAUGCGCUUUAGGAUAAGUAGAUAAUUAGGAAGUAUUUUUAGCUUGCCAAAGAAAAAAACUUUCAUAACUACAGCUGCAGCCUGUCAGAAUCCACUGUGGCUGCUCUUCGGUGAAAGAAACGUGUAAGUCUUCCACUGUGUAGACAUUUAGACCUAGCCUUCACUUUCUGGAAAAGGCAGGGGCUUGCCUUUGACUCUGUGUCCUGUAGUAGGCUCACCCUGGUCUUCCAGGGCUGCCCCCAGCUGUAACACUGGCUGGCCUUGGGUUAGUGUGGCCAAUUCGGCCAGAGCCCCUGGACCUGGAUGGCUGGGGGAAGGUGGCUACUGGAGAUCAUAAACUGUGAGCCAUGCACCCAAAGGAAGAGUUUCUCCUGGGGCCACAGUGAGUGAAAAGGGAUGCUUGUACAGUGACCUAGGAAUAGCACGCAAAACGCUAGACUUCUUCAUGAAUGCAAAGGAGUGGAGAGUUUAUAAUGUCUGAUGUCUGACUCUGCCACCGUUUCCCUGAACCACUCCUCACCCAAAGAAGUAGGAUUUAUUAUAAACUUUGAGAUUUUUAAUUGAAACUGACAUUUAAGGUAAUUUGAGCCUGUUCUCUGAACACAGAAGGACAUGAAGAUGAAAGGCUAGCCUAGAACUUAGAAUUUGAGGCAGACAUUGUAUAAAGAGGCAGCAGACUGCUUCUGGAUGUCUCAGAGCUGGAAAAAGCAAAGACCACAUCGGCAAAAUACAAACAUAGACUUUAUUAAAUGCUGCUCAAUCCCCCAAUGAAGAUCUUUCGUUACAAAACAGUUUUCCACACAACUGCAAGUAAAGAGAUUGGAAUGGUACUCAUAACAAAA